Molecule: messenger RNA, 880 nt
Organism: Lathyrus oleraceus (garden pea)
Lineage: Eukaryota; Viridiplantae; Streptophyta; Magnoliopsida; Fabales; Fabaceae
Exons: 5
Coding region: 220-783 (187 amino acids)
Source: RefSeq, a predicted model, not a curated record
CUGAAGUUGAAGCUGGAGGCCUUAGGAUAUCGGGAAUCACAACUUCGACGGAGAAAGUUAUGAUCUAGAGGUGAAGUGGCCCAACUGUUCACAAGAAAUUCACUUGAGGAUUCAGUUAUAAAAAGAAAGGAAGUCAGUCAUCAAAAUGCCAAAAAUAUAGCUCAACUAAAAUGGAGACAUCGAGUGGGGAAUAAAGCCUUUGCUGUUAUAAGAGAAAAAAUGCGUGAAAGUAAUGAAGAUAAAGAACCUCCAACGCAGGCUGAAAUGUUCAUUGCUACUCGACAAAGUAGAAAAGGAAAGGAGUUGGAUCAAGAAACUAACCAUGCAAUAAUAAAGCUUCAAGACUUGAUUGAAAAUCAUGGACAACCUUCUUCAGAAGCUUUUGAAAGUGUAUUUGGCAAACAAAAACCUGGAAGAAUGCGUUGCCAUGGAAGAACCACAACACCGACUCUCUUAAAAAGAAAUGAAGAAAUUGCCAAACUAAAAAAAGAGCAUGCGGAUGAGGUUAGACAAUUUAAUGAUAAGAUACAAGAAAUGGAGGAGAAAUGUAUUCAAGAUAAGGAAGAAAUGGAAAGAAAAAUGCAACUGCUUCUUAAGACCAUUUUGAAACAAAACACCUCAGAGUUGAAUAUAGAGGCUCUCGUAGCUCUGAUAUCAGCUCCUGCAACUGAUGCUAACAGUGUCUUACGUUCUUCUGCAUCAACACAUGCUCCAACUAAUGAUCAAAUCAUGAAUGAUAAUAUCAAUGAAGAUUUUCAGUCAUUCGAUGAUGAAGAGACGUAGAUAUGGAGAUGUAGAUGUAGAUGUUUAAGUUUACUUUUAUAGGUUAAAGAUGUUAUUUUCAUUAUGAACAAUGAUUGACAAUAUGAAAUGUAUAUUG